GUUAUAUAGUUACUACCAUCACUUAUCCAUCCCGUUCAAUCAUGUCUGGAACCGCCCGACACCGUCUCCAAGCGCUCAGCCAACAAUUGGUAGAAGGGAUCCCCGAUGCAGGGAGCUUCGAAGACAUUCCCAAGAUACGUCAAGUUGCUCAGGAUUCAGUGGGACCUCGAGUGAAAGACAAAGUAGCCAUUAUAACAGGUGCAAACUCCCCCCAAGGCAUCGGCCGCGCCACCGCCCACCAAUACGCCCACAACGGCGCCAAAGCCGUGUAUCUAUGCGACUACAACGCCUCCCACCUCGCCACGCACAAACGCGAGAUGGAAUCGCUGUACCCAGGAGUCGACGUCCACAUCCGGCAAUUCGACGCCGGUGACGAACCCGCCGUAAAGGCUGUCGUGGAAGAUGCCAUUGCAACCUACAACCGAGUGGAUAUCUUCUUUGCGAACGCGGGGGUUCUAGGGCACGCGAAGAUCUUUACAGAGAUUACGCCGGAGGAGUUUGAGACGACGUUGAGGUGUAAUACGAUUGGUGUCUUCCUGGCUGCAAAACACGCCUCCAUCGCCAUGAACCACACCUCCCCCGAGAAACCUUACCCCGCCGGUUCAAUCAUCUGCACCGCCUCCGUGGCCGGUCUCCGCUCCAAUGCCGGCUCCACGGAUUACUCUGCCUCCAAGGCCGCCGUGGUCUCCAUCGCCCAGACGUGUGCGUACCAGCUUGCGGGCUCCGGCAUCCGCAUCAAUGCCAUCUGCCCCGGGUUGAUUGAGACGGGCAUGACCCACGCCAUGUUCGAGGCGGCCCGCGCGCGCGGCACCCAGCGCAAGAUUGGCCAGCUGAAUCCGUUGCAGCGGGGGGCUGUGGCCGAUGAAGUCGCGCGCGUUGCCUUGUUCUUGGGCAGUGAUGAGAGUAGUUAUGUCAACGGUCAGGCGUGGGCUGUCUGUGGUGGCUUGAGUGCUGGGCACCCUGUUGUUCCGGGAAAACUAGCUUAAUCUUUUUUUUUUUUCCCCCAUAGUCGACUACAAGUGUCCUACUGAAGAGAUGUAAUGCACUUAUCAACAAUCGAUUAAACUUUAAACCGCCAAAGAUUCAGUAGACGGUACAGAGAAGACUGCGCCCAAUUCAACAGCGCUCGGACUCAGAUGGUAGCUUUCAAAGCAGCUCUGUCGAGAAACUAUAGACAAAAGGAAAUUAGAGGGGAAGAGGAUAGGAAAUCGAGAGAGAGUGACUGGCCCAAGAUGGAUGCCGCGAUCU
Aspergillus ochraceoroseus IBT 24754 is the source of this 1248-nucleotide messenger RNA. RefSeq names its product SDR family NAD(P)-dependent oxidoreductase. The transcript has 4 exons. NCBI's taxonomy places the organism in Eukaryota, Fungi, Ascomycota, Eurotiomycetes, Eurotiales, Aspergillaceae. The record is from RefSeq and is a predicted model, not a curated record. The coding region runs from base 42 to 986 and encodes 314 amino acids.